CGCCUAGUUGCUCUGCGGCCACGACUUUCGCCAGCGGACUUUGAGAGUUUACUUUUGUACUGCCUGCAUGAUUGUAAAAUCCGUCCACUCUCUCACUAUCGCUGCGUAUUCGGCCAUGGCCACUCCCGGCGACAACCCCUCAAUCCCCGGCCUCGCCCACAUCCGUCAACCCUCACAAACCCAAACCAUCGAAGCCUUUGAAGCAGAAUAUCACGCACAGCAGGAGCAAAAGCCCGCCGACAUCACCGCGCCGGUCGCGCUGAGCCGGGGCUACGUAUCCGCCCACGUCGAGCGCUUCAACCACCUCUGCCAGACGCACGGCGUAGUAAACGACUUCAGCUACACCGAGUCCGCCGACCCCAAGGGCUGGUCCGUGGUGCUGCGCUUCGGGUUCGGGCUGCUGGGUGCUGAGGGCCGAGUAGAGCAGUUUGAGCUUGAAGAGAAGGGCCCGUUUGUGAACAAGAAGGAGGCAAAGGCCGCCGUGUCGGAGAGAGGGUCCAUCGUCCUGCUCGAGGCGGCCGAGAAGCGCGCGCAAGAGAAGAAGGCCAAUGCCAGCCCGUCGCCGGCGAUGGAAGCCAUGGCUGGUCCGCCGUCGGGCGAGCCCGCAAGGGACGCGUCUGCCGUGACGGAGAACUGGAUCGGCUUGCUGCUGGAAUACAGUUCAGCAACCGGCACGCCGCCGCCCCAAUUCCAAGACUUCAGCAUCGGGUCGCGCUUCGCGUGCGAAUGCGCCUUCGCGCCGCGGGCCUCGCAGCCCUUCGGCACGCGCGAAGAGCUGUUCCCGAACAAAAAGAGCGCCAAGACGAACGCGGCGCGCGAGGCUGUCGAGUGGCUGCGCAGCCAGGGCAUGAUGCCGGAGCGCGGGCACCCGAGCAAGAAGAAGUUCCGAGCCGCGAACGCGCCGGCCCCGCCGCCGCAGCCCCCGCCGUCGGUGCUGGCGGGCUUGAGUGGCGGGCCGGUUGGGCCUAUGCCUGUUGGCGGGAAUGGCAAUGGGAGCGGGUCGGGCUCUGAGAGCGAGGGCGCGGUCGCUAGGGGCCAGAUGGGCAAGGAGCGCAGUUACGGCGAGCAAGUCAUGGCAUUCUGCCCCACAGUCGGAUGCAUGCAGCCCGAGUACCGCCUGGCGCAAGACGCGCGCGUCCCCGGCUUCUGGAGCGGCGCCGCCUUCUUCCCCCACGACCCGCUGAUCGCGAAAAACGGGCCCGUGGCCGAGAUCCGCAACGUGUGGGGCAAGAAGACGGCGCGCGAGCUGUGCGCCAAGGGCGUGCUGGCGCAUUUGAAGGCGGUGGCGGCGCGGAGGGCCGAGGAGGCUAAGAGGCUGGGCUUGGGUGCGUAGGGGUGAGGGUGGGGGUUGAUGUGUAGGGGGUCAAGGUUUGUUUGUUUGAGGGACGCUUGUUACGAGUUAUGAUUGUUCUGUGAAUGGGGGGAUGGGCGAGAUGGAUGCCAUUUCGUAGAGGUUGUAUAGUGGUGAGUUGGAGGCAUGAUACCCGCGGGCUACGUAUAGUACAGUACGACAUUGAACA
Aplosporella prunicola CBS 121167 is the source of this 1520-nucleotide messenger RNA. RefSeq lists its product as uncharacterized. Bases 68 to 1333 code for a protein of 421 amino acids. NCBI's taxonomy places the organism in Eukaryota, Fungi, Ascomycota, Dothideomycetes, Botryosphaeriales, Aplosporellaceae. The record is from RefSeq and is a predicted model, not a curated record. The transcript is spliced from 3 exons.